UYGAGCAUUUUUGAGUUGACGUCUUUUGAAGGACUGUUUUUUGAUCGAGUUUUGAACAUUAGAAAGUUAUCUCCCCGAUAACAUAUUCUUAAUUUUAUCAUAUUCAUUGCGUGAAAAGAAUAUUCCCGAACAAGCUAUAAUUUCUAUCUUAUUUUCAAGGUUCAAAUUGGCGUUCUGUUUCUUUGUUGUGUCUUUGAUCAUUUUCAUCAAAUUCUAUUGAUUUAAACACUUCAAAAAUCAUGGCUUGAAUUAUGCUGCUUUAGUUAGCAAUUUGAGAUGGCGCCGUUUUCAGAAUUAAAGAGCAAAGGAGACAGAGCAUUUGGGCAGGAUGAUCUAUUCCAAGCGAUAUCUUACUACACAGAAGCGUUAUCUCUAGUUCCUGAUGAUGAGGAAGUGUUGGGCUGUAGAUCAGUUGUCUACAGCAAGCUCAACAUGUAUAAUGAGGCUAAGAAUGAUGCAGAGAGGUUGAUUUCAGCUGUACCGAAUGAACCCAAGGGUUAUUUUCUAAAAGCUGUAGCUCUAGAGAACCUGGGUAACAACACUGAUGCGUUGAAGUUCUUCUUAUCGGCAUAUGAACGUGACUCACAACACCCACUUGGACUGAUGCUAAGUAUAAUCCAGGUAGCUGGCAGUAUUUGUCAACUGUCAGAGGAUGAAGAAAUCAACCUCACUCAAGAUGGUGAUAGUGAUGAUGCCAAAAAGUUCAAAAUUCUUGUCCUACUUGGGAAAAGAUUCCACGAGAGUAAGAACUAUAGCUUGUCAAUUGAGAUUCUCAUGGCUGCUCUUACGUCACACUGCAUCCUGCAGAGCCAGUCAAGCACGUGGCUUCAAGAUUCGGAAACCAAAGGAAUGGACAAUGAUGACAGUCAUUAUUCUCUUGCUAGCAUUAGUGAACACCUUCUAGCACCGACUAAGAAGCAUUGUCUCUCCUCCAUGUACAUUACUACCGGUUACCAUGGUGAUGCGAGUGAGACGACAUUGGAUGAAGACAAGAUUGAAAAAUCACCCACAAUUGAUUUCCAAAGUAUCAUGUCAGCUUUGGCGACACUUGGUCUUUCAUACUUCGCUUUAAGCAAGCUAAAACAAGCUCUCUUAUACUCCAAGCAGUGUCUAAUGCUGGCUUUGGAAUGUGAGAGUAAAAAGUACGAACUCAGAUCUUAUGUACAGUUGUCAAAUAUUCACAAAAGGUUGGGUGACUACCUGCAAGCUAUUUCCUACAAUGGUAAACUUCUUGCCGUCGGAAGGGACUUGGAAAAGGGUGAUAUGAAUUGCCAUGAAGCGUACUGGAACAAGGAUAUUGAGCGCAAAGCUGUGUGGAACUUAUCUGCAGCUUACAAAUCACUAGGAGAUUUUAAAACAGCGCUCAGCUACGCGCACGAGUACAUGGAGUUGCUCAAAGUCAUUGAUCAAGAGAACUUGACUGUUGCGUAUUCCAAUCUUGGUCAACUGGAACUCCUUCUAGGGAAUCACGCUUCUGCCCUUGAGUGUCAUAAGAUGGAGGUACGACUCUCGAAGAAGUUUGAUGACAAGGAAUCGAUGGCAUAUGCGUAUGGUAAUGUUGGCAAAGUUUACGCAGCUAUGAAGAAUUUCAAACAGUCUGAGAUCAAUCACAUGCAGCAUAUCAAACUAGCACAGAGCAUUUCGGAUAGAGUGUGUGAACUUGUAGCAGUAAAGCAGCUUGGAGAUAUGUUCAGGUUAAUGGGAGAGUACGGUAAAGCAUUGGAGCAGUAUGACAAACACCUUAGCCAAGUGAAGGUCAAUAAACUAGAAGAAAGCUUACAGUGCCAAGUGUAUGGGUUGAUCGGUCUUUGCUACUGGAAGCUCAACCAGCUUUAUCGCGCUCAGCAUAACUUUGAACAAUGCUUAAAGCUGGCAACUCAAAUUGGUGACAAACAAGAAGAGUUAAACGCCAGAUAUUCUCUUGCAAAGAUUAUGAAAGCGCUACGCCUGCAUGAAAAAUGUCGUCAGUAUUACAACGAGGUUAUUCCAGUCCUUGAACACAGGCUGUUCAUGAAACAGAAAAAUCAUGUGAUGUAUGACGACGAACUAGUAGACAAGCUAGCAGAUUGUUAUGGAGAUUUACAGGAAGUCCUGAUAGAAAUGGACUGUGUUAAAGAAGCCUUAGAAAUCUGCGAACACUGGAAGUCCAAACUUCUAGUUAAUAUUCUCAGAAGCAGAGAUAUCUUGAGAACUGAUGAAGGCAUUCUACACGCAGAUCUUUCACCUUAUAACGCGGCGGAGAUCUUCAAAUUGGUUGAUACUAGUGAGAGCUUAGUACUGGUGUAUUCCUGUCUUCAAAGUGGUUUCAUGAGCUGGUUAUUGGGUCCUGGGAAAGGCGUUUUGAAGUUCUACAGGCACAAGAGCUGCGAACACCUAUCUGUUGAGGAGAGAAUUAAGGAUUGCAUAGAGAAACUUCAUGACGGCCACCAAAUGAAUUACAAAUGCGACCAAAGAUCUUUACCUGAUGGAGACAGCAGGGCAUCUGUACAAGAACAAAAUGGCGCCAAACAAAAAAGCUCUUGUUUUUCCUGUCAUUUUUCGAAUUCAAAUUUUAAGCCCUUGCAAAUGCUGUACAAAAUAUUAAUCGAGCCAUUCAGGGAAGAACUUGAAAGGGAAGACAAAGAUGUUUUAUCAAACAAACUGAUUAUUGUACCAGGUACACAAAUGACCAUGGUUCCUUUUCCGAGCCUCCAGAACUCGAGAGGGGAAUAUCUAUACGAGAAGUACUGUAUCACCAUAAUGCCUUGUGUUCGAGCUUUGUCCCUCAACAAUAACUCUACAAGAAAGGCUACAAGUGACGAGAAUUUCAAAAUCUUAGUCGCAGGGAACCCAAAAAUCCCGAGUGUUGAUUUGAACGGAGUUGCUUGGCAACCACCAGGUGAAGGACUUUUGGCGGAAAAAGAAGUAACGUCCAUAGCAACGCUAUUAGGUGUAGAACCCGUGACUGGUUGCCAGGCAACGAAAGAGUGCAUUACAGAAACCUUAUCUAAGUCAUCACUCGCUCAUCUUGUGACGUAUGGUAGCUGGAAAAAGGGCUGUUUGGCAUUCACACCGAACCGUCAUUGCCAUGGAGACAAGCCACUUGAGGACUCGUAUUUAUUAUCUGUGUCAGACUUACUUUCAAUAGAUUUGACAGCCAAGUUGAUCGUCAUUAGCAGCUGCUGUGGCUGCAGUCACAAGUUCUGCUAUCUCAAGCAAGUUAAUCUGAGUUUAGCUACAGCAUUGUUGGCAGCUGGUGCCAAGGCUGUCAUUCUCUCGCUCUGGUCUGUUGAACAACUAACAUUAAUGAACUUUUACCACUAUCUGUAUUGUGGCUUGGAAAAGGAAGAAACGAUAAGUUGCGCAAUAACACAAGCCUACAACCAUAUAAGGUCAACAGAUCAGCUAUCGAAUCCAGUCUUCUGGUCUUCUCAUAUCAUGAUCGGAUUUGAUGGAUCAUUCAACCUGCUUAAACUACGACAUCAUCUCUACGAUCAAUUACUGGACCGAGAGGUUGGCUUUGUGGGAUGCCACAGGUUCGGUAUUAGGACCUCUACUGGUACCUUGAACGACAAAGCCAAAGCUGACAAGUUUCGAGAAAUUCUCACGAGCUUGAUGCUCCAGCACGGUUCACUUCCCCUGGUUCUGCCGGCUCUACGAGACUUGGUGAAGCUAGCAAACAGCAUGUUGGCGUCUUACGAAGAGGGGCGAAGCUUGAACCAGAUCGUCAUGUCUUCGCAGCUCAAUUCUAGCGUACUCGACGCUCCAUUCACCCAAGACUUGCUUCUUUUCCUUGGAUUUAAUUUUCAAAAAGAUGGCGCGAAGGAUAAAGACCCGUUUGUUGUGUUUCCUCAUUGGGAUUACGAGAGCACACUAGAGACAAGUGCGGUUAUCUUGGAUGCGGCUUGUUCUAUUUUUGAAGUGUCGGGACUUGCUGGACACCUUCUGGGUAGAUUGAUGAAGAUAUUAACUCAAAACAAUAUGGACAAAAUGAAAGAACUGCUGAGUAUCACGACCAAAUACCCAACAAGGAUCGUCAAGACGUCUGACUUCAUGGUGCGAUCUUUAUGGUGUCAUAAAGAGAUCCAACGUUUCCUGAUGUCUGUGGGCUUUUAUGAAGUUGGCCAGUCGUUGCUCUUUAACAAGAAUGAAAAUAACCAAAUCAUGAUUAAGGGAGCUCUGAAGAUCUUAUCUGGGUUGCUAGGAAACAUGGAGAUGGUGAAAAUCAAACCUCAUCUGUCCUCAACUCGAGAGCUGACGUCAGGAGACAGUAGGAAUAUAAAACUGCUGUCCCUUUCACCGACAGUCACUGAAACUAACCAGAUCGUGAUGCGAACACCUUGGAUGUCUCAACGAGCAGAUCAAAAGGAGGCAAAGAUCAAGUUGAAAUGUGCCAAAGAGUUGGAAGCAAUAAAUAAACACUUUGGUAGAGUCGUCACCAGGUCCAAUUACUGGCACGCGCAACUUCUUAGAGCACAGAAUUCUAAGAAGCCUAGUUUGCCCGUCAUAGCAACUAAGGAUCAACAACCGCAGUUACCCUUAGCAACCGCCGAAACAAAACGAAAGCUCAAAGUCAAGGUUGUCAGCGGUCUUACCCCGUCCUGUGACAGGAAACUAGCAGAAGAAGAGCCCAAGAUGACUAUAACGGAAGCACGUGAGAGACGAAAAGCAAUCUAUAAAAUCUAUGGACAGCGGUAUGAUGAUAUUGCAAUGCGCAAGCGCAACGAGAUUCGCCAUUUGUUUUCUUCUUUUACCGAAGAUUCAAAGAUUUGAUGGCCAGAAGACAAGGCUUGUGUGAAGCAAGAUUCACAAACAUCAUAUCACGCUUAGGACAGAUACUUUAUAAAUUGUAUGGGCGACAAAAUAUAUAAAAACGAUACCAGCUGUUUGAUUUACAUUUAUUUUUCUAAAUAUUUUUUGAUACUUCUCUUCAUUUCUUGGCGGGUGUACAUAAAAUAGCUGAAUGGAAAACUUAACCAAAGACGCUUUCAUGAUUUUUAUAAAAUAGUUUACUUAGAACAAUAUCAUUGUAAAUGAGCGAAAUAGGUUUAAUUCCUUUCUGAAGAAAGAAAAACUGUUAUAUAUUUUUUAGAAAGAAUCUAUAUAAUCUAUAACUAAAGCUUGUACCUUUAAAGACAAGAAACGGUUGAUAAACUAGGAGAGUUGUUUAUUAUAUUCGACUCCCUAAUCAAGUGCGUUGACUUCUAUUAAAUGUCGUCUCCUUCAGAA
Molecule: messenger RNA, 5208 nt
Organism: Actinia tenebrosa (Australian red waratah sea anemone)
Lineage: Eukaryota; Metazoa; Cnidaria; Anthozoa; Actiniaria; Actiniidae
Molecular function (GO): protein binding
Source: RefSeq, a predicted model, not a curated record